Molecule: messenger RNA, 1068 nt
Organism: Mesocricetus auratus (golden hamster)
Lineage: Eukaryota; Metazoa; Chordata; Mammalia; Rodentia; Cricetidae
Gene: Sap25
Product: Sin3A associated protein 25
Exons: 6
Coding region: 265-1020 (251 amino acids)
Biological process (GO): regulation of DNA-templated transcription
Cellular component (GO): nucleus; cytoplasm
Source: RefSeq, a predicted model, not a curated record
GAGAACCUGGCGGGAGCGCGCCACGUGGCUGUAGAAGCUGGCGCAGGCGUCGUGGCGAUGCCUCUGAGGUAGGCUAAGACCUGGGCGCCUAUGUAGUCAGGAGCGCACGCGGGCGCAGUGGCGGGCAUUGCCUGGCGCUCCGGCACUCGCGGGACGCUGCCCUGGCGUGGGCCGUGGGGCACAGGCCGGCAGGAGGCCGCAGAGGACGCAGGCCUCUCCACGGGCAGUGACCGCGGCGCGGGCUGGAGCUCUGCAGAGGAAGCCAUGCACGAGCCGGGACCGCCGGGGCAGGGCAGGCCACAGCCCCGGGCCCUCAGCCCGGCUGAGCCCGGAAGAAAGCUGCCGCCGCCCUCCAAUCACCUGGCUCCCGAGCCGACGGCGGAAGCCCCCGUACCUCUUUCUCCCCAGGUGACUUCCCAGGUCACCCCCUCGAGGAUGACCCCGCUGCCACUUUGGGAUCCCAGCCACGAGGCUUAUGCAAGACCUCAGCCGGUGGGGGCCGGCUGUGGGUCAGGCGGAUCUUUGUCGGGCAGGACACUGUGUCAUCCUUCCUGGCCCAUGUAUGAUGCCCUGGGCAGGGUCCCUACCUCAGGGCACCCAGGAGAAGCGCAAGUGUCCAAGGAUACAGGGCUCCCAGUGACAGGCUGUGAAGAUGUCUUUCUCGUGGACCCUCUGCUGCCCUGUGGGCAGCGUGUUCCCCUGUACCUGUCCAAGCCGCCUCAGCAGGCAGUGGGUGCCCGGACGCUGCAGCCCCCACCUCCCGUCAUGACCUCCUCUGUGUGCCCCUGCCCGUCCCAGGCCUGCUCUUCUGCCUGGCUCAGCGAGGCAGAGAUGAUCGCCCUGACUGCUCUGCUGCAGAUGAGCCAGGGCGAGCUGGGGUCUAACGCCGUGGCAAGCCCUCUGACCUCCGCCAGCUGCCCAGGCCCUGGCUCUGAAGACCCAGGCCCCGGUGGUGACCAGCGCUGCUCGGGAAGCUCUGCGCCACGUCCCCCGCAGACCCCAGACACCCACUGUCCAUAGCGCCUCCCUCCCCGCUGUUCUGCUGACAAUAAAUGGUGUUAGUUUGCA